This is a messenger RNA of Anolis carolinensis (green anole), 2697 nucleotides long. Its product is annotated as N-acetylglucosamine-6-sulfatase. Bases 1 to 1587 code for a protein of 528 amino acids. Lineage: Eukaryota; Metazoa; Chordata; Lepidosauria; Squamata; Anolidae. Gene Ontology annotation, molecular function: N-acetylglucosamine-6-sulfatase activity; glycosaminoglycan binding. The transcript is spliced from 13 exons. Gene Ontology annotation, biological process: glycosaminoglycan metabolic process. The record is from RefSeq and is a predicted model, not a curated record.
AUGACCGCCCGAGGGAGCGAAAGGCGCUCUUCCUGGAGGCCCGGCUCCUUCUCCGUCUUCUUUCCCAUGGGCAGCCCCGCCAAGCCCGGGGCUUGGAGCCCUUGGCCCUGGCUCUUCCUGGCCGCCUGGCUCCUGAACCCGCCAGCAGCAGGAGCGGCCAGGAGCAGGAGCAACAUCCUCCUCGUCCUCACCGAUGACCAGGACCUCCAGCUCGGGGGCAUGACACCCCUGAAAAAGACGCAGCUGCUGAUCGGUCAGUUGGGGGCCACAUUUGCCAACGCGUUUGCAGUGACGCCGCUGUGCUGCCCGAGCCGCAGCAGUAUCCUGACGGGCUGCUACCCCCACAACCACCUGGUGAGGAACAACUCCUUGGAGGGCAACUGCAGCAGCCUGGUCUGGCAGAAGUUCCAGGAGCCCUACACCUUCCCCGUUUACCUGCAGAAGCAAGGCUACCAGACCUUCUACGCAGGCAAAUACCUCAAUCAGUAUGGAGACCCUAAAGCCGGAGGCGUUCAGCACGUCCCCUUGGGUUGGAACUAUUGGCUAGGCCUGGUGGGGAAUUCGAAAUAUUACAACUACACCCUUUCAUCAAAUGGACGCGAGGAGAAGCACGGGGACCUUUAUGAGGAGGACUACCUUACAGAUCUCAUUACCAACCGGAGCCUGGCCUUCCUGCAGAGGCUCUCUCGCCCCCCGUUCCUUAUGGUGUUGGCUCCUCCGGCCUCUCACUCCCCAUGGACGGCAGCCCCGCACUACAAGUCGGCCUUCAGCACCAUCAAAGCUCCCCGGAAUGGAAGCUUCAACGUUUACGGGAAGGACAAACACUGGUUGAUACGGCAAGCGAAGUCUCCUAUGUUGAACACAUCCAUCGAGUUCCUGGACAAUGUCUACAGGCAACGGUGGCAAACCCUGCUCUCUGUGGACGACAUGGUGGAGAAGGUCUUGCUUCAGCUGAAAUCACUUGGCCUGCUAGAUAGCACAUACGUGUUCUACACAUCGGAUCACGGGUACCACACAGGUCAGUUUUCUCUGCCCAUCGACAAGCGACAGCUUUAUGAGUUCGACAUCCGAGUGCCGUUGAUGGUGAGAGGCCCUGGCAUCAAGCCGAACCAAACAUACCUGGAACCUAUUCUCAAUAUAGACCUGGGACCGACCUUCCUGGACAUUGCUGGAUUCAACGUAUCUCUUACUCCCAUGGAUGGACAGUCUUUCUUGCCCCUGCUGGUGAACAAGACAUGCAGGAACGGAUGGCGGUCAGAUUUCCUGGUGCAGUACACGGGAGAAGGGUGUAGCAGCAAGGACCCAUACUGUCCUGCCUUGGGACCUGGCGUGUCACAAUGCUUCCCUGACUGUGUGUGUGAGGACGCCUUCAAUAAUACCUAUGCCUGUGUGCGCACACUCCACCCCAUCAAUUUGCAGUAUUGUGAAUUUGCUGAUGCCCAGGAUUUUGUAGAAGUCUACAACCUGACCGCAGACCCGCACCAGCUCCUGAACGUGGCCAAAGCGGUAGACCCUUCGCUGUUGGAGCAGAUGAACCAGAGGCUGAUCAAGUUCCAGGCGUGUUCAGGGCCCAGCUGCCGCUCCUAGCUCCCCGGGGGAAGCCCUUUCUUGCUGACCGUGCCAAGGAACCCCAGGAACUCGUUUUGGAUCUCACCAUCGUUUUGUGGCCUCAGCUCCUCCUCUCUCCACUCUGAAUCCCGACAUUUUAAUGCCACUGGAAGAGGAGGAGGAGGAUUAGAUGGGAAGCCAAUGACUUCCAGAGACGGGACUCCAGUUGUUGUUGGACUGCAAUUCCCAGAAUCCCCAACCAGAAGUCAAUGGUCAGAGGUUGUGAAGGUUGCAGUCCAACGGGAUCUGGGAGUUCUGACUGGGAGUCACUGCACUAUACCCGAUUCCGGUGAAAAUUACUAGAUGUCAGGUUCCACUGACUUGUGUUUCACUGUUCGUGUCUCCUUCUCAUGGAGGCCAUCAACAUGGAGGCCAUUCACAUCUCAGGGUGGACCACAUUUGGUCCCAAGGAGGCCAGGGAUGGGUGGAACAGAGACCAGCAUCUACCCUUUACAUCUCUAGAGGGUUUGCCAGGAUUUCUGAAGCCAACUUUUGUAACCAUAUCAAAAUGGAUUGAGAUUUUUUGAAUGGAAAGACUUCUUGAGCUCAGCUAAGUUCUGCUGCUGGAAACAUAUCCGUGGGUCCCAUGUUCUUUUGUUCUUUACAUGCUCCAGCAGAUGGAUUUAGCGGUCCAAGUAAAACAACGACACGCACACAAAACUUGGACAUUAGAGGUUUCGAGUUAGCAGAGGGGGGUUUCUGGUGCAUUGGUUCCAACUCGUGGAAGAUCCCGUCCAGUCCUACCAACCCUUCCCUGAACGGCAUGCCAUGGUCAGGUAGGGAAAGAUGACCUCUUCUCGCCUCCUGCCUUGGCUGUGGAAAGGGAUUCAUGCCCUCAUCUAGUCACUAGUCUGUACACAAUAUCUUCAUCGGAUUCUUAUUUUUUCUCCUAUUGAGACCUGGAGGCUCACCAUAUCAUUCCACAAAUGUUGCGUCUUGCAAAUCCUCUGUCCGUGUAGAAGGUUUGCUUCAAAUCCUCUCACUUAGCCAGUAGUGGCUCUGGCAGCUGCUGUGUUGUCCUCACUGUGUCUCUCUCUACUUUAUUACUGUGAAAAGAAAUGGAAUAAAGAACUUGUUUAUUGGAAAAUA